AUGGCGGCUGUCUGCUCGCCCUCACAGCCACUGAGUAAUGAACCUCUUCUAAGGUCAUGUUUCCCCAGCCUGAUGACUGUUGGGCUGUGGGGCCAUGGAGAGCACAUUUUUAUGGAGCAUCUAGUCUCAGACUGCCUCACCUCUGACCCCGGGCACAAGCUGGAUAGUCUUAGGGACCUGUGGGAACUGGCCUCCUUCCUGGCAUCUCAUGAAUUAUUCACAGCACCAUUGUCUGGGUGGCCCUCACCUGUUGACAGGUCCACUGGAGAGGUGGUAGUGGUGGUGGUGUCUACCCUCAGUGCAGACAGCUGCUGGCACAAAGACCUUCAACGUGGGCUGAAACUGGUAGUUUAUCACAGGAUAGUGGGGGCUUGCUAUAAAGGAUGUGACUGUCUCUCCGAUAUCAAAUACAUCAACUGCUCUUCUGGGAAUUUCACCACUCUGGUCAGCAACAUCGCCCGCAACACAGAGUACCUGGACCUGUCCAGAAACCUGCUGACAGUGCUGCCGCUAGACUCCCUGGGACGACUGUGGAGGCUGCGGGUGCUGCUGCUGAGAGAAAACAACAUCAGCCUGGUUUCAGAUGGGGCUUUCUCUCACCUGCUGGGCCUCCGCAGGCUGGACCUGAGCCACAACCGGCUCUCUACCCUGGGCGAGGGCUUCUCCACAGGGUUGGGCACCCUCAUGGAACUCCUACUUAGCCACAACUCUCUCACCGUCCUGGAGAGCGGCAGCUUCCAGAACUUGGACAACCUUCAGAAGCUGGACCUCAGCGCCAACCUCAUCCAUCUGGUGUAUCCCAGGGCUCUGGGCAGCAUGACUGCUCUGCGGCGCCUCCAUCUGGAAGGGAACCGCCUGGCCAGCCUGGGUCCCGACCUGUUCUCCACCCUGCGCUCCCUGGAGGUACUGGGCCUGCGGGGGAACCAGGUGAGCUCCACUGAGGCGGGGGUCUUCACCCCUCUCUCCCGCCUGGCUCUGUUGGACCUGGGCCACAACCGCCUCAGCACACUGGGAUUCCGGACCCUGCUGAGCAUCCGCACUGCCAGCCUCCAUGUCCUGCUGGAGGGGAACCCCUGGCACUGCGACUGCGACCUUCAGCGAGUCUUCAGUAAGCUGAACGCAGUCCAUCGCCUCUUCCUGGACGACCUCGGGGCUCUGCGGUGCAGCGACCCGCCAGAGCUGAGGGGCAGGUCCAUGGGCGACGUGGAGGCGGAGCUCUGUGUGGGUGAGACGGUGACCGUGCUCAUCCUGACUAUUACCGUGGUGAUCACCGUGGUGGCGGCCAUUAUCAUGGCAGAGAAGAACAAGAAGAACAGUAAGGAGUGGACGGAGGAGAGCGUGGGACUGGAGGCCUACUGCGACAACUAG
This is a messenger RNA of Hypomesus transpacificus, 1368 nucleotides long. RefSeq names its product insulin-like growth factor-binding protein complex acid labile subunit. Gene Ontology annotation, cellular component: plasma membrane. Gene Ontology annotation, molecular function: protein binding. Lineage: Eukaryota; Metazoa; Chordata; Actinopteri; Osmeriformes; Osmeridae. The record is from RefSeq and is a predicted model, not a curated record. Bases 1 to 1368 code for a protein of 455 amino acids. The transcript has 4 exons.